UUGUACAUUUGCCCUUUUCUUGUUCCGCAUUCAAAAAAUUCUUCUCCCUCACUUUUUCUCUUGCUCAAGCAACCACUUUAAUGCACCUCUUUUUUGCCUUUAUCAACUAUUCACUACUCCUCUGAAAUGAAGCAUAUACUAUGUUUCUUCUUGUGCUUACUUUACAUCAUGGCAGAAAUUGGCACAAUUUCAGGGACACAAUCUUUAGCUCCAUCAACGUUAACACGUCCGAUGAACUCGAACCUUGAAAUCAGCCCAACGUUAACGAUCAUACUUGCUUGCCUCGUAUUAUUCUUGAUGGCGGUUGUCUUCGUAUAUAUUCGUCGAAUGAGCCCUGAUUCAUUCGACGAAUCAUUGGGUUUUCAUUUCAUGCGUCACAGACCUACAGUUUCCCGUGGACUCGAUUCCAACAUCAUUAAAAGUUUCCCAAUAUUUCGCUAUUCCGAUGUCAAGGCCCUAAAAUUGGGCAAAUCCAUCCUGGAAUGCGCUGUUUGUUUGAAUGAAUUCGAAGAUGAAGAAACUCUCCGUCUUCUUCCGAAUUGUUAUCAUGUUUUUCAUCUUGAAUGUAUCGAUGCUUGGCUCGCCUUUCGUACAACUUGUCCUGUCUGCCGAGCGAAUCUCAAGAAAAAACUGGGUGAAGUAAGAAAAUUGGUUCAACAAACCGACACAAAUUCGGUUACAUCACAUCUAGACAUAGAAAGGAGCGAAACAGUACUAGAUAUUCAGGUGACUGAUGUCGGUCCACAAGAGGUAAUAAACACAUCACCUCAAACAUCUAUUCAUAGUCAUAAUAUUCCAAAUUGUAGUCACGCGGCAAGUAAAACACCCGAUUUUCGACACGUUGCACCAAAAUCGACACCUAGAAGACCGAAAAUUUUGGGAAUGUUUAGUCGAUCUCACUCUACGGGUCACUCACUGAUUCAACCCGGUCAAAAUUACGAGAGGUUUACUCUAAGGUUACCAGAUGAUGUACAAAAGGGAUUGGUGGAUUUAAGCUUAAAUAGGGCAUACAAUAGUGAAGCCUUAUUAUCUCUAGAGAGGAGUUCAACCAAAGGGUACCGGUUUGAACCCGGUUCAUCAAAGAAUUCGUUGAAGUCAGUUAAGUCGCCGUUAAGUUUGUUUUGUGGAACGGAGAAAGAUGAUACAGGAGAAAGGUCUUUUACUUAUUUAAGAUCUAAUGCUUCUAGUUAGGUAGUACUUAAUUUUCCAUCUUUCUCACUUUUCUUUUACUUUAUAUUUAGCCAAAGAUUCUUUAUCAUAUAAUUAAUAUAUUGUAUAUAGUGAGUGAUUGGAUAUA
Molecule: messenger RNA, 1297 nt
Organism: Lycium ferocissimum
Lineage: Eukaryota; Viridiplantae; Streptophyta; Magnoliopsida; Solanales; Solanaceae
Product: E3 ubiquitin-protein ligase ATL6-like
Exons: 1
Coding region: 127-1191 (354 amino acids)
Source: RefSeq, a predicted model, not a curated record